AUGGCGGCGGUCAUGCCCGUUUUUAUAACGGCAUUAAUCUUCUUUCCUUCUUUUCUGGAAGGUGUGGAGGUACAAACCACGUCUGGGACCGUAAGCGGUCUCACCACGACUUACCAGGGGUUGGAGGUGUCUGUUUAUCGGGGGAUCCCUUACGCUGCCCCGCCUGUAGGACCGCUGAGGUUCCGGGACCCCCAGCCGCAUCCAGGGUGGGAUGGCGUACGGGACGCGACGCGUACCCCGCCCGAGUGCCCCCAGAGAAGUAACGCCUGUUGCGAGGACUGCCUGUAUCUGAACGUGUAUGUACCGGGACAACCACAGGAUGGCAGUCUGGCCGUUAUGAUCUAUAUUCACGGUGGAGGGUUCCAUUCGAAGAGCUCCGGUGACCCUGACCCGACGCCCCUGGCCGUGACGGGGGACGUUAUUGUUGUGACCAUCAACUACCGUCUAAACGUGUUUGGGUUCCUCAGUACGGGCGAUCAGGCCUCCCCUGGGAACUACGGGCUCAUGGACCAGCGCUUUGCCAUGGUAUGGGUGAAGGACAACAUCCGGGCAUUUGGUGGUAACCCCGACCUGGUGACCAUAUAUGGCAGGUACUUAUCAGCCAGAGUCUUCCAUUCACUUUGA
Branchiostoma floridae (Florida lancelet) is the source of this 624-nucleotide messenger RNA. RefSeq names its product carboxylesterase 5A-like. The coding region runs from base 1 to 624 and encodes 207 amino acids. The record is from RefSeq and is a predicted model, not a curated record. The transcript has 3 exons. NCBI's taxonomy places the organism in Eukaryota, Metazoa, Chordata, Leptocardii, Amphioxiformes, Branchiostomatidae.